AUGAGGCGGUGCAGCAGAUGCCAGCUCCUAGGGUUCCUGGCGCUCUUUCUUCUUCCUCCGACGCUGGGGCUCCGGUUCGACCUGCAAUCAGGCCACACGAAGUGCAUAGCCGAGGACAUCCGCGUCAACUCCUUGUCCGUCGGCAAGUACUCCGUCAUCAAUCCUAACGCCAUUGAGGGCCAUCAGUCUCCCCCCCUCCCGGAGACCCAUCGCGUAACUGCGAAGGUACGUUCCCCCGCCACCCUUCCAUAUGUCUUUCCAAAAGAAUUAUACCUUCCUUUCUUUGUGAUCUCAUUUGAGCGAAUAUUUUUCUCCCCUCAUUUGGUCUUGAUUUCUGUUUUCAUUUCCCCAGUUAUUUUAAAGAAUCGAUUUUGUUUAAUUUCGUUUUGUGGGUCUUCGGUGACGAUUCUUCUCCAUCCGCCGUCAUAUCUUUCAUUUCGUGUAUCAAUUCUUUUCUUCUCAAUUUCUCUGUUUAGGUUACUACUCCUCAUGGGAACACCAUACAUUCUUCGGAAAACGUCGAGUCUGGGAAUUUCCACUUCUCGUCCGGGGAAGAUGGGGACUACCUGGCUUGCUUCUGGUCAGCCGACCAUAAGCCAGCUGUGACUAUGACCGUAGAGUUUGAGUGGAAGUCUGGCGUUGCUGCAAAGGACUGGCCCAACGUUGCCAAGAAAGGGCAGGUCGAGGUAAGCAUCGCAGUUCUCACCCAUUCCUCCGUCUGUCGGACCUCAUUGAAUUGUACAAAAACCAGGACAUGUGAUAAGAACUAGCAAGCCUAAGCCGUGUGGUGGGUGAUAAUUCGAGGUGUUUUUUGAAUCUCACUAGUCGAACAGAUAAACUUGAAGAGAGAGUAUGUCUUAGAAACAUAAGCAUAUGUGUUGUUUGUAUCUCAUUGUCUCUUCUUAAUGAGAGAAAAUCGCAUCCCACUGAUUGAAGGACAAAAUAAACUAGCCGGAAUACAUUCUUGAAUCUAUAGAAUCCGUACCUCAACAAUUUGCCCAUCAUAAAAUCAUCCUGGACUUGAUAUAAUGUGAUUGAAAAUAAACCAGGAUUUGAAAUAUUUAUCCCCGGAUGUACAAACAUCUUGAAGAGGAUGAGAGAUCGCUUUGGUGAAUCACCAUGCUAUCAUCGUCUGUUGCAAACGAAAACAUGACAUCUAUCUGAAGCUUUCUUCUUGAAAAUUUGAUGGGUCUGAAGUUGUUUCUUCCCUCAGAGUUUUCUCCUAUAAGGAUUUCAGCUGCAGCUUUGUUUCAUAAAACAGCUUGGUCUUUUUCAAAUUUCAGAUUUCUGGCCAUGUUGAGGAAAAAACUGCCCAGAAUAACAUCAACCAGUGCAAAAGUCCCCGGUUUCCUGGGUCCAACCAGCCUGUGGUUGCACGUUUUCCGGCUCUCUUUCUCAUGUCUCCGUAGUGCCAUUUUGCGGCUUCCACUGCCUUUGUGUGCGAGUACUCCCAUCGUUUCAAGGACUCUUUCCCUCUAGAACUCAUUGAAGUUUUUCUUUUGAACUCUUAACCAGCAAAAGACAUGGUUUUCUGCCAUCCUAAGUGCCUCUACUGUCUAGUCAUGCCUCCUUUCCUGACAACCCUUACAAUUUUUAUGAUUUCUGUUCCUGUGGGAGUUCAUAGAGUAACGAAAAGAAAUAAAUAAAAACCAAUUUUAUUCCUCACAGAAGACAUGGGUUGAUACACAUUAGAUUAAGUGAUAGUCCGAAUUAGAAAGUAUACCAACCUUGGUUUUCUAAAAUACUGUAGCUGAUGGUAAUGAAAAAUAUUUCUGAUUUCCUUAUUGAGUCUCACUUGUUCUCGCCUGGGGAUCUUAAAAAGCUUAUACUACCCAUGUCUAAACACUUGUUCUAGUUGGGGACUGUCUCUUCUGUCCAUGGUACAACCUGGAUCAAGUCUCUUGAUUAGCAUUAUUACCAUGGCUUCUGAGCACUUGAAUAUAAAUUUCAGUUGUUUUGAAUGUUUAACCUAGCUGUAAUGCUGUUGCAUCUGAUUUUAAUUUGCAAAAGUACUUGUCGUACAUAAUUUCUUAUGGUUUUCUCUGUCAGCAUCUUGAAUCCUUUCGGUCACUUCAUUGCAACAGCAUCUGCAUUUCUCUUUCCUUUCAGGGAAAUAGUGAUGCUUAGCAUUGCAGUUCGCAAUAAGCCUGGAGAAAAGAUUGGUUUUUCCCUAUAGCCUAGAUGCAUUUGCUCUAAUUUUUUUUACUGAAAUUACGAUAGUAUUACUUAGGAACAAAGGAUGAAUAUGCACAAUGGAACACAUUCAUAACAUGCUUUUGAAAGUUCAUGAAAGUGGUUGCUACAUAUUCGUGAAUGAUUGAGAAAUUGCUGUCCACGUUCAGUUUCCAAUUUCGUGAUAUUCAUCUUUUUCGUUAUUUCUGUAUAUAUGUGAGAGAAGAAUGAGCCACCGUGUAGAAUUAAUUCAUCCACUGUUAUUGUUAGUGUCACAUACUUUAGUAUAGGAUAGCUCUGUGUAGAAUGAAAUUGCUUAAGCCAAAUAAUGUAGGCAUGGAAGUAAUGCAAAUCCAAGCCAUCCAUUGAUUAUGGUGGAGAAAACUUCAUGCUUGUGCAGAGAAAUAUACUUUCUCCGAAAAUAAAAUGUUCUUCAUGGAAGGUGACCAACAUAAGGCCGUCCAGUGUGAGAAAAUUCUAAUUUCAGCCCAAUGCCAAUAUCUAGUGUGAUUUGCACGCCUCGCGUGAGGCCACUGGUAAACCCCUGGUUUGUGAACAUACUGUGGAAAAGUAUUCAGUAUGGUUUAAGUUUGUAAUUAUUCAGGUAUCAUCGACCUUUUGGGAAAAAUACAUACAGUUUGUCCUUUUCCACUGAUAUUGAUUGGCUGGAGGUCCAUUUAGCCGAUUCACUGUCUAGGAUAUGAACUGAAUGAAAUAGUAGAAAAUUGCAGAAGAAGAUCACGAGGAGAUGCAGAAGUUAUUACACCACUGACAUUUGUACCGAGUUGGUACAGAGUGAAGACAGGAUGAAAGCAGUCAAGCAAAGAAGAUAUUCCCUUGCCUAUCAAGCCGUCAAGCAGUCAGCUGCGCUGCUGGAUGAGGAUUGAAAUUUUUCAUGAUAGUUUUUCUGUUUAAUUUUACCCUCUCUUUAUUCUUAUUUUGUCACAUGCUUCAUCAUCAGUUUCUCUCUUCAUUUCUCAAGAAAAAUUAGGUUAUUUCUUUGUGGAUGCCGCCUUUAUACGGAGGCAACAAUCAGUAAUUCUGCAUCCAACCUUAUGUGAUUGAAUUCCUUGUCUCACUAUCAAUUUUAUGAGUACGAAGAACAAAAACUGAUCAAUCUUCUGUGACCCAUCUAAUUGGGGGUGAUCAGAUGACGAUGGAGCAGCGUCAUGGUCUAGUUUCUGGUUUCAAGUAUGGAUCUUAGAGCCAAUGAACUGUCCUGUCCUCUGAUGCUUAUAGAAGUGCAUAAAAACACGAAAAUUCAAAAACGAGUAAUGUCACUGAAGUGUCGUUAUGUUCUUCUCUCAAGGGGAUUGCUUACCCUGGAGAAUUGUGGGAUUGAGUAAAGAAAAGUCUGGGGGCAGUGCUUGCCCAACCAACACCUUCGGAUCCUUCUCUGACCUCCUAGGUGACAAUCUACGGCUAGGUUUAAGAUUGGCACCAGAAAACGCCAUUGAGCUCGGUGGAUCGUGUCAGAGUGCUGAACUCCGAUUGAAGGCAUAGAUAGGUUCCACGUUUUCUAACAUAAUGAGGGGUUGUGUUCUCCCUCAAUCUUUGUUGAGAGAGGGUUGAUUCAGUUUGGACGUGAAGCCGCGCUUUGAUAUCCAACUUUCCUCCAUAUACUGUAAAAAACCCUUGUUAAGAGUUGAAACAUGUUCUUGAAUUUGGUCUCCAUAUUUCAUCUGAAAUCAGAUGCAUUUGCUCUUCUGUUUGAAGCUUAGAGUGGGAUCCGUAUGAACCCUUCAAAUGGAAGCUCCUGCUUUUUAUGAAGAAGAGUAAGGCAGAAAAUUGGCAUGAUUACAAUAUUUUUUUGUUUUGUUCUUGUCCUUGUCCCAGAUGAUGGAAGCGGAGCUGAAGAAGAUGGAAGAGACCGUCCAAUCUAUCCAUGAUGAAAUGUUUUACCUUCGCUCACGGUACGUGCGCUCGGUACGGCGUGGUCUUUGGUUUCUCAAAUGCUUUCCACGGUCUGAUAGUUGUUGCAUGGCUGCACAUUUUUUCAGGGAGGAAGAAAUGCAGGAGCUGAACAGAACGACCAACUCCCGGAUGGCCUGGCUGAGCUUCCUCUCCCUUGGCGUGUGCCUCUCUGUGGCGGGGCUGCAGCUGUGGCAUCUGAAGACCUUCUUCGAGAGGAAGAAGCUUCUUUAG
Messenger RNA from Spirodela intermedia, 4317 nucleotides. Lineage: Eukaryota; Viridiplantae; Streptophyta; Magnoliopsida; Alismatales; Araceae. The record is from the annotation of a GenBank genome assembly.